AUGAAUUAGAUCUAAAGUAUCCAAGAUCUUAAACUCAAAUAAGAGGAAUUCUUCAUCCUAUCUAACAAAAACUACAGAAGCUGCCCUAGACAUCCUGAUAACUGGAUUGUUUCGUUAAGCACUAAUCCUAAUUCUAGCCAAUUCAUUCAAUGCGCUGAGUGUUUUUCUGAGAAUCCCAAUUAAUAUUAUUUGAAUUUAGUUGGACUUAUUAAGGAAAAUGAAAAAACUGUUUUUAAGAACUACCCAGUUUAUGGCGAUAAUGAGCUUUACGAGAAACUUAAGCAAAUCUUUGAGGCUGAUUGCUCUGUUGAUGGAUUGUUAUCUAAAAUUUCAUCUUUUUUCUUAAACUUAAGAAAAUAAAUCGACCAAAAAAUAAUACUUAAAGAAGAACAGAUGAUGAGCUAAGCAAAGUCAUUAUGGAGCUUAAAUGAACAGGUAAUUAUUUAAUAUAAUAAAUUAGCCGAAAAGGAAUAGCUUAAGAAUAUCAUCACCAAUUUCAAAGAUGACCUUGACAAGUAAAAUGAGCUUUUUAAAGAAUUAUUCACUCGAAUUUCUACUAACUAGAAAAAAUAUUAAGAAGAAUUGAAUGAAAAGAUUGAUUUCUUCGAAACUUAAAAGUCAAUGAUUAAUUUUGAAACAGCAGAAAGUAUUAAUUAGAAUAUUGUGCAAUUAAUUGAUUCAAUUGAUAUGUUUGUUAUCAAAAACUUUGAAGAUCUCAAAAUUGAUAAUUCAAAAGAAAAGUUAGAAUUGUAUGAAAAAGAUAUUUAAACUAAAGACAAAAAUGAAAUGACAACAAGCUAGUUAAUGGCUAAGCUAAUUAGCAAUAGAUCAAAUUGUUGCUCGCAGGAGUUAACUAAAGAGCUACAAAAAAUAGUGUUCAAGUUAUCAAACAGCAUUGAUAGAGUUGACAUUAAAAACCUUUUAAAUGAAGAUUUGUUGGAAUUGGAAUUUGAUAAGAUGAAUGAUGAAUAAUUUGAUUUAAUUAAGGACUUGUCUAGAUACUUCAUUACAGGUAAAUAAGAAUUAGAUGAAAGAAGUGACAAUAAAGAUAAAUUAAUUAAAUUAAUAUCAAAUAAAUUUAAUUUCUGUUCAGAAUAAUUUCUUAGCAAUUUAUCAGCUCAGUUUGAUAGUUUCCUUCCUAUAAUUAACAAAAUUAACUUCAAAGAUUACUUACAACCUAACAAGACUCCAAUAAAUGCAGAUUUUCUAAAUAAUUUGUAGCUUUUAGAAAUUGCAGAUCUUGUUUAAAGAUUAGAAACUUCAAAUAAUAACUAGAAUUAGAAUGAUAUGGAUCAAAAUCUAUAAAAUUAAUAAAUAAAGAUAAAGCAAUAAAAACUGAUUUCACUUUUAGAAAACAAAACAAAUUAUUGUCAUGAUUAUUUUAUUUAAAAUGCAAAAAACUCUAUUUAGAAAUAUUCAUAAAUUAUCAAUCAUUUAUUUUUAAAUGUAGAAAUUUUCAAAGAAAAUAAAAGCUAAACUAUUGAUUUUAGCAAACUUACAACUAAACAAAUUGAUAACUUAGAAUAAUUAGCUAAUAAAAUAUCUUAACUUACUCAAUAGUUUGGACAAGCUUACUACAAUAGUACCUCUCCUAUUUUUGUCUAAUAAAUUAAAUCAAAUUAUUUUUCAAAAUAAUUAGGAAAUAAUAAAGAUAUUGAAUAGUUACUUGUAAAUUAUCCAAUUUUUGAAACUAUAAAUUUACCUUAAUUUAAUAUAGAAUUUAUCAAAUCAAAUUAUGAAAGUAGUUAAUAAUUAAUUUUAGAAAAAAAUAAGCUAUUAGGCUAUAUAGUAAAGCAACCCAAAUCAUUAACAGGUUAAAUAUUUACUAGAGAUAAAUUAGAUCCUAACUUAAAUUAUAUUUUUAGAUGUAAAGUCAACUAGAAUUUAAAUUGUAAUUAUUUAUGUUUUGGAAUAAUGAAUAUGUAAGAAAUACAUAAUAAAUUUUUAUUUGGAGAAAAAUGUUGCUUUCGCACGAGUGACAGUGGAUAUGGUUUAGAUAAAAUAUUAAAAGGAAAAAACUUAUAUGAAGUGCGAUAAGAAAUAAAUGAAUUAGAAAUUAGAGUUAAUAUUUCUAAGAGAGUUGUAUUAUUUAUGGACUAUCCAAAAUAUUAAAAUAUAAACAAAGUUGAUGAGUCUAAAAUAAUAUAAGACAAAAAUUAUAGCUUUGGAAUAUAUUUUUCUACUCCAGGUGAUGAUUAUAAUAUUGAAAUAAAAACAUUAUUAAUUGACGAUAAAUAUUUAGAAAACUUUGAUUAAAAAUGA
This is a messenger RNA of Tetrahymena thermophila SB210, 2262 nucleotides long. Its product is annotated as von willebrand factor type A domain protein. Lineage: Eukaryota; Ciliophora; Oligohymenophorea; Hymenostomatida; Tetrahymenidae. The transcript has 2 exons. The record is from RefSeq and is a predicted model, not a curated record.